GUGUAUGUUUUACUUUCAGUUUUGAGGGAGAGUAUAAGAACCCCAGAUAACAGCCUAGGGGCUAAGAAGAGACAGAUCGGAGCCUCCAGACCAGACAGCAGAGCCAUGGAUGUGCAAAGUCUAUCCCAGUUUCAGCAGAGGAAUGGCUGCUCACCAGUCCAGGCAGCUCUUCCCACCAAGGGUUGCAAUUGGUCCUUCCAAGAGGUCACCCACCUCCACCCCUUCCCCAUCGGACCAGCAACUGACACCAGAGUGUCCCUGACCAUCAGCAACGGCUCGAGAACCCUGCAGCUGGAAGCCGAUCUCUGUGAGACAGUCGAUCAGAUCAAGGAGCGGAUCAUGCAGGAGAGGAAAUUUGGUGGCUUGGGGUCCAUCAGCCUGUUGUACGAGAGUCGGGAACUGCAGGGCUCGGAGAUCCUGGGGCGGCAAAAUGUGAAGAACCAGGCCACACUGCUCAUUGUCUACAAAUGCCAUGGGGGAUAAAUGGGAUUAAAGAUUCGUGGGGAGAAGCACGCGUUAGACAGAACACGUGCUAAUUGCUUGUUGCUACCGGCCAAUCUAUCUGCUCGCUAUGCACAGGCACCAGCUGCCUUGGUAACAAAUCCAAAUGAUCAUUUUUGCUUCAUAAAGUAUCAUUUCCAUGCUGUAAAAGCCACCUCUUGAGUGGGCUAAAGGAUGCUAGAGGGCUAAAGGAUGAAAGGCUGGGACUGAAUUUUUGUAGCCCACUGGCUGAGCCACUUUCUUUAGUUAGUUUUUCUAACUGAAAUCUAAAUAAAUGUGGAAUGCUAGGCUGCCCGGGAACUGCGGCUGUAAUUGCACCAUUCAGAGAAAUGCAAAUAAAGAUCAGAAAAAUUAGCUACCCA
Chelonia mydas (Green sea turtle) is the source of this 863-nucleotide messenger RNA. RefSeq lists its product as uncharacterized. The record is from RefSeq and is a predicted model, not a curated record. The transcript is spliced from 2 exons. NCBI's taxonomy places the organism in Eukaryota, Metazoa, Chordata, Testudines, Cheloniidae. The coding region runs from base 106 to 483 and encodes 125 amino acids. Gene Ontology annotation, molecular function: protein binding.